GAGCCAGCACUGCUCAUUGCAUCAUAUGUAUGUCAAUUUCGUAGUGGAACGAUUCUCUAGCAUGGGCAGACACCAGACACUAAAUUGCGUGCGAGGCUUUAAAAGGCCCAUCUUCGUACGCUACGCGUGUUUAGUUGUAGUUUGGCAGUUGCUGCGGAAGCGCUUUAGGAUUAAAGUGGUCCAGGCACCCAAAACCCAAAACCCAAAUAAUCAAUCAAUCGGUCUGUCUGUCUGUCUGCCUGUCGCUUUCUCUCUGUUCCUAAAUGGCUCUGCGUUGGAGUAAAGCGAGCGCGUUUCUCCUGACCCUCAGCGUGAUCCUGUUGCUGACGCAAACGCAAUCGAAGCUGCUGACUCGCUGCCAGCUGGCCAAGGAGCUGCUGCGUCACGAUUUUCCACGCAGCUACCUAUCCAACUGGGUCUGUCUGGUGGAAUCGGAGAGCGGACGCAGCACCUCAAAGUCCAUGCAGCUGCCCAAUCAGAGCGUCAGCUACGGACUCUUUCAGAUCAACAGCAAGAAUUGGUGUCGCAAGGGUCGUCGCGGUGGCAUCUGCAAUAUCAAAUGCGAAGAAUUUCUGAAUGAUGAGAUCUCGGAUGAUUCGCGCUGUGCCAUGCAGAUCUUCAACCGUCACGGCUUUCAGGCCUGGCCCGGCUGGAUGAGCAAAUGUCGUGGGCGUACGCUGCCCGAUGUCUCUCGCUGCUAGGCCGCAAAGGGGGGCUGCAUAGC
This is a messenger RNA of Drosophila arizonae, 724 nucleotides long. RefSeq names its product lysozyme. The record is from RefSeq and is a predicted model, not a curated record. Lineage: Eukaryota; Metazoa; Arthropoda; Insecta; Diptera; Drosophilidae. Gene Ontology annotation, molecular function: lysozyme activity.